Messenger RNA from Capra hircus (goat), 1028 nucleotides. RefSeq names its product calpain small subunit 2 (gene CAPNS2). Lineage: Eukaryota; Metazoa; Chordata; Mammalia; Artiodactyla; Bovidae. The transcript has a single exon. Bases 109 to 849 code for a protein of 246 amino acids. The record is from RefSeq and is a predicted model, not a curated record. Gene Ontology annotation, molecular function: calcium ion binding.
UACAGAAAAGCCAGUUCUUCCACAUGUAAGCUACUUAGACUCCAUUUCAUCUCUCAUACCACCUCCAAGAUUUCAGCAGCUUUUAUCCUUGCUGGAUAAACCAAAAGCAUGUUUCUUGCAAAGGCUCUAUUGGAAGGAGCAAAUCAAGGUCUUGGACAAGCCCUUGGAGGCCUUCUUGGAGGAGGCGAUCAGAGAAGAGGAGGAGGGAAUAUUGGAGGGAUAGUUGGAGGAAUUGUGAAUUUUAUCAGUGAAGCUGCGGCUGCUCAGUAUAGCCCAGAACCACCACCUACUCAGCAACAUUUCACCAACGUGGAGGCCAAUGAAAGUGAGGAAGUUAGGCGUUUUCGGCAACAGUUUGCUCAGCUGGCUGGACCAGACAUGGAGGUGGGUGCCACUGACCUAAUGAAUAUUCUCAACAAAGUCCUUUCUAAGCACAAGGAUCUGAAGUCUGACGGCUUUAGUCUUGACACCUGCCGGAGCAUUGUAUCUGUCAUGGACAGUGACACGACUGGGAAGCUGGGCUUUGAAGAAUUUAAGUAUCUCUGGAACAACAUCAAGAAAUGGCAGUGUGUUUACAAGCAGUAUGACAGAGACCAAUCUGGAUUUUUGGGAAGUUCUCAGCUUCGGGGGGCUCUGCAGGCAGCAGGCUUCCAGCUAAAUGAGCAACUUUACCAAAUGAUUGUCCGCCGGUACACCGAGGAGGAUGGAAGUAUGGACUUUAACAACUUCAUCAGCUGCCUGGUUCGCCUGGAUGCCAUGUUCCGUGCCUUCAAAUCCCUGGAUAGAGAUGCAGAUGGCCUGAUUCAGGUUUCUAUCCAAGAGUGGCUGCAGCUGACCAUGUAUUCCUGAAGUGGGCAUUAAGUCAGGCCCCUCCCUGGAGGAUAGGACUGCUAGAAGCCUAGCCAUUCUCUCUGCAUGGUUGCAGAUACCCCAUCUGGAGCUGUCAUUUUCUGCCGAGUUCUUUCACAACAGGACCUAUUUCUGAACUUGUGUUGCCCUUUAUUGCUUAAUUAAAACAGAUUUUUCAU